GGCAUGGCCGGGGAGGCGGCGGAGGGGAGCGCGCAGCAGAGCGGCGGGGCCGCGCCCGGUGGCGGCGGUGGCAGCGGCGGGAGCGCGCUCCCCGCUCGCCCUUACAUCUGCUCCUUCCCCGACUGCGACGCCUCCUUCAACAAGGCCUGGCGGCUGGACGCUCACCUCUGCCGGCACACGGGAGAGAGGCCAUAUGUUUGUGAUUAUGAAGGCUGUGGUAAAGGUUUCACCAGAGAUUUCCACCGCGCUCGACACCUUCUUACACACACUGGGGAAAAGCCCUUCGAGUGCACAGCUGAUGGAUGCAAUCAGAAAUUUGGAACAAAAUCAAACUUAAAGAAGCACAUUGAGCGCAAGCAUCAAAAUCAGCAAAAGCAAUAUGUGUGCGACUUUGAAGGCUGUAACAAGUCCUUCAGGAAGCAUCAGCAACUUAAAGUUCAUCAGUGUCACCACACCAAUGAACCCCCUUUCAAAUGUAAUAAUGAAGGAUGUGGAAAGUACUUUUCUACUCCAAGUCAUUUAAAGCGGCACGAGAAGAUACAUGAAGGCUAUGCAUGCAAGAAAGAAAACUGCUCGUUUACUGGAAAAACUUGGACAGAGCUUCUGAAACAUAAUAAAGAAAGUCAUACAGAGCCGAUAGUUUGCAGCGAAUGUUACAAAACUUUUAAACGGAAAGAUUACCUCAAGCAGCAUCUAAAAACACAUGCAGCAGAGAGGGAAGUCUGCCGAUGCCCAAGAGAAGGAUGUGGGAGAACUUACACGACAGUAUUUAACCUUCAAAGCCAUAUCCUCUCUUUUCAUGAGGAGAAAAAACCAUUCUCUUGUGAUUAUCCGGGUUGUGAAAGAGUGUUUGCAAUGAAGCAGAGCCUGGCAAGGCACGCAGUUGUACAUGAUCCUGAAAAGAGAAAGCUGAACUCAAAAGCGAAGCGUUCUCGUCCUAAGAGGAGCUUAGCCUCUCGUCUGAGCGGCUACAUUCCUCCCAAAACACAGCCAGGAAAGGACGUGGUUGUGACAGACAGCAAGACAACGGAUAAGCCUGUGGAACAUGAAAUACCAACUGUUGAAAUUCUCACUCUGCAGUAAAGGUUAACUGAGACCACUUUUCUCCACACAAUUACCAGUGCAAAGUUCAACAAUAACUUUAUUAAAUUUAUAGUAUUAUUUUUUUUUAAAUAAGAAAUUAAUGUUGUUUACACAUCUUCAUAAAGUCACUGAUGCGGCUCACUUGA
Calidris pugnax (ruff) is the source of this 1229-nucleotide messenger RNA. RefSeq names its product general transcription factor IIIA (gene GTF3A). The transcript has 9 exons. Lineage: Eukaryota; Metazoa; Chordata; Aves; Charadriiformes; Scolopacidae. The record is from RefSeq and is a predicted model, not a curated record. Gene Ontology annotation, cellular component: nucleus. The coding region runs from base 4 to 1083 and encodes 359 amino acids.